Colletotrichum higginsianum IMI 349063 is the source of this 405-nucleotide messenger RNA. RefSeq names its product Dpy-30 domain-containing protein. NCBI's taxonomy places the organism in Eukaryota, Fungi, Ascomycota, Sordariomycetes, Glomerellales, Glomerellaceae. The record is from RefSeq and is a predicted model, not a curated record. Bases 1 to 405 code for a protein of 134 amino acids. The transcript is spliced from 3 exons.
AUGCCUCCCGUUCCCGCGACCGCGUCGGCUGAUGCCGUCAGCCGCGACAUUGCCAUGACUGACGCCGCCGCCGUCGAGCCGGCUUCGUCUCCUGUCCCAAUGCCGCAGGCAGCCCCAGGCGCCCCCAGCCCGGCGCCCGGCCGAACCGGUACGCCCAGCCGCAACCUCAACGGCGAGGCUGGCUCCCGCGCUGGCUCGGUUCACCCCGACCCGCACCCCGCGAACCUCCCCAACCAGGCGGUCGAGCACGGCGACACCGCCCGGAAGUACAUCAACAGCCACGUGAGCGCCGUCCUCCUCGAGGGAAUGAAGAUCAUUGGCAAGAACCAGCCGAAGAAUCCCCUCAAGGUCUUGGGCGACUUCCUGCUUGAAGAAUCCCGCAAGCGAGGCGAGCCCUCUGGCUAA